Messenger RNA from Microdochium trichocladiopsis, 1416 nucleotides. RefSeq names its product major facilitator superfamily domain-containing protein. The coding region runs from base 1 to 1416 and encodes 471 amino acids. The record is from RefSeq and is a predicted model, not a curated record. Lineage: Eukaryota; Fungi; Ascomycota; Sordariomycetes; Xylariales; Microdochiaceae. Gene Ontology annotation, biological process: transmembrane transport. Gene Ontology annotation, molecular function: transmembrane transporter activity. The transcript has a single exon.
AUGCUGUCUGACCUGGAGGCCGCCACUGCAGUCGGACCUGGCCCGGGCGAUGGGAACGUCGACGACAAGUACACGCGGUUCGGGCGCUGGAAGCGCAUCCGCAUGGUGGCCGUGCUGUGCUACUACACCUUCCUGACGCCCAUCAGCUCAACGGCGGUCUUCGUGGCCAUCCCCGAGGUCGUCGCAGAGCUCGGCAGCACGCCAACCGUCGUCAACAUGUCCAACGCCCUCUUCUUUGUCUUCAUGGCCCUGGGCCCGCUGCUCUGGGGCCCGCUCGCGCAGGUCGUCGGCCGCCGGCCCGUGCUCGUCGCCUCGAGCGUGCUCAUGACGGCCUUCAGCGCGGGCACCGCCGCCGCGCCGAACCUCGUGGCCUACUUCAUUUUCCGCAUGCUGAGUGCCUUCCAGGCCACGGCGAUCUUGGUGGUCGGCUCAGUCGUCAUUGGGGACCUGUACGCGCCUUCGAACCGAGGCCGCGCGAUAAGUGCAUUUCUGGCAGGGGCGUUCAUCGCUCCCGCGGUGGCGCCGAUUCUUGGUGGUCUUGCCGUCACGUUCUCGACGUGGCGAGCGAUAUUCUGGGUCAUCACGAUCCUGACGGCCAUCUGCACCGUGCUGGUGGUCGUGGUGGUAGAAGAGACUGCACCAGAAGGCGCGCUGCCCAUCAACUAUGACAAGAACAAGGACAAGGCAACAAGCUCUUCGUCGCCGCGCCAGAGCAUCCGAAAGGCGUUCAACCCGGGGCUCGUACUGGUGUCGCUGGUCCGCGAGCCGGGUCUCUGCAUAGCGGCCAUCGCCGUGUCCGCCAUCAUCUGGAACCAAUACUCGAUGCUCGCCCCGAUCCGCUACGUCAUCAACCCUCGCUUCUCCCUGACCGAGCCGCUGCAGGCGUCGCUCUUCUUCCUCCCGCCCGCGAGCGGGUGCAUCUGCGGGGCCUUCUUUGGAGGGUGGUGGUCCGACUAUGUGGCGUCGGGACAGGAGCGGAAGCACGGGCGCCGGGUGCCCGAGCACCGGCUCAAGAGCUCGGUAUGGCUCAUGGCCGUCCCGCUGCCGGGCUUCACGAUGCUGUACGGCUGGUCGGUCCGGCACGAGGUCGGCGGGAUCCCGCUCGUCGUCGUCGCGCUGUUCCUGCAGGGGUUCACCCAGAUGCUGUGUCUUCCUGGACUGAAUACCUACGUCGUCGAGGCAGUGCAGGACCGCGGGAUGAGCUCCGUGGCAGUGGCGGGCAACUACCUAUCACGCUUCAUGUUUGCGGCCGCGGGCACGGCGGCGUGCCUGCCUGCGAUCAACCUUAUUGGUGUGGGCUGGUUCAGCACUAUUUCUGGAUUGUUUAUAGUCUUCAGCGCCGGUCUCGUGUUUCUCCUGACUGUCAAUGGAGAAAAAUGGCGCACAGAGAAUACGAAGAAAGAGGGGGGGUUGUGA